CUCAUGCCAAAACAAUUAUGGUUCAAUUUAGCUAGUUACUGUAGUUAAUCAAUGAACUGCCACAAACUUUGGAUGUCAUAAUAAAAUAGUUUGUAUUCGUUUUAGGGUUGAGCAACUUCCAACUUUUUAGUUGGCGCUGGCAUGCUCUAGCGCUCACGCAAUUUCGGGAUAACGAAACAUGAUCUGUUCAAAUUGACAAGUUUUACUGUAGCUACUUCAGAGAUUUUUUUUUAAUGGUCACAAUCAAAACUGUUGCAUAAAAACGUUUAAACCUCACGCAUGUCACCCGGUUAGACUAAAACCACACGAUGUAACUAAAUUGUUAUCUAUCACUUUGCUCGAGACAGGUUGCUCCACUCUCGUGCCAUGUUGGUGCCAAAUACGCGGUAAUGUGAGUAAAUAUGGUUAAUCUCGCGCCAUUCCAUUACUUAUUUUGGACUGAAACGUGUGAGUAUCAAAUUAUUCUAUUUUAUUUGGAAAAGGGUGGUAAAAUGAUUUAGACAUUUUACAUUUUCUCCAUCUAGUUAGUAUUAGGGACAGAUGUAAACGAAGGUAGCUAGCCAGGUCAGAGGUUAGCUCCAGUUUGUUGUCAACGACGCGUUCGAUAAAGAGGCUUUUUAUCAUACCAUGAGCUACAGGAACGUUAGCUAGCUAAUGCUUGUUAUAAACAAAUAUUUUGCAAGUGAAUUGUGCCGUAUCCCAUAGAAAAUGAACCACAUGUAAUUGUAUUAUCAAACCAAACCCGCAGCAAUAUCAACAGUGAGGACCAGAUAGACCACCAAGGCUUUGACCAUGAUGUUCUACACUCAGCUCCUUACUUCCAAGCGCGGGCCUCUGGCCAAAAUCUGGCUAGCAGCGCAUUGGGAGCGCAAAAUCACCAAAACUCAUGUGUUUGAAUGCAAUUUGGAGAGCACCAUCAAACACAUAAUCUCCCCGCAGACAAAGAUCGGCUUGCGGACUUUUGGCCACCUACUCCUGGGAGUAGUGAGGAUAUACUUGAGAAAAGCCAAAUAUCUACUUGUUGACUGCAAUGACGCUGUUGUCAAAAUUAAAGUAGCCUUCAGACCAGGACAGACGGACAUGCCUGUUGAAGGACUGGAGGCCACACUUAAAGCCAUCACGUUGAUGGAGGAUUUCACUGACUUCGAUUCCCAGCUACCAGACACAAAUGCCAUAGAUGUUGUGGACCAUUUUUUACUGAAUCAGUGCCGAACAGAGGACAUCACCCUCAAAGAGGAUUUUGGAAAUAGCUUUCUCACAUUUGAUGACUUUGGUGAUGAGACCCAGUCUCUCCAAGGGGGCAUGUUAGAUGUGAGUUUCCUGAGCCUGGCCCAGCACGGAGAUGCUUUUGGCGAUGAGGACAAAGGCAUUGACAUCUUGGACUUCAUGGCCAGUUCCAGUGAGAAUGCUUUUUUGAUGGACCUUUUCCCAGCCGAACCUCAAAAUGUGAUGCCAGAGAUUGCCCCCAUGAACAUUAACCAAGAAGGUCGUCCAGACUCUCCUACAUCUGUACCCAUGGAGGAGGAUCGCCCUGUCCUGAAUGAGACAACACCUGUCCUGAAUGAGACAACACCUGUCCUGAAUGAGACGACUCUGUUGGUCAAUGAGGAGGAGGGCUUCGCUCUGGAGCCUGUCGCUGUGACCCCGACCUUAGAGAGGAAGAAGGGGAAGAGGAGAAGGAGACUGGUGGUGGACCAGGCCAAGGAGCUGUCCAACCAGGCCAUCAGGGAGCAGCUCACUGACUAUUCAGAUCUCACUGCCCCACUGGACAUAGCCCCACCCACCCACCAACUCAUGCAAUGGAAAGAGAGUGGAGGGGUGGACAUUCUCUUCAGUCACCUCUGUGUCCAUGUCAUUCAUCCACACCUUCAGCAGCUAUAUUCCAGUGAUGUGUUUCGGGGGAAAACAGAUCGAGUGGGCAAUGAAGAUGACCGUGAAGAGAUGAGACAGGAGAGACAUGAGGUAGAAAGCGACGUGAGCGACCUGCCCAGUGAGUUCAGUGUCCUGCAUGAGACUAUGGAUCCUGAGAGAAUGGGACACAAUGUGGAGCUCACUCCUCUGUACCACAAUGGGACUGACAACCCACCUGAGGACGUCUGGGACACAGUACAUGAUGAGAGUAGAUUUGAGCUUCCUUCGGAGGAUUCCAUGCAUGUUCAUCCUUCUGGAAUGGAGAGGGAAACUCCAUCGAAUGUGACAUGGAACACACAGUCUAUGGUGGACAGCCAGGAUGACUUUGAGGAGAGGAGGAUGACCAGCCGAGCUCAGAAACUACUAAACGCUCUCAAAAUUCAGAGCAGCAGAAGCAACGCCAUGUUCAGCCUGCAGAUGCUGUGUGAGAGGAACAGUCGCUCCCAGGCCUCGGCUACCUUCUUUUGCCUCCUGGUGCUGAAGAAACAGCAGGCCCUGGACCUGCACCAGAGCGAGCCUUACGCUGACAUUAUAGCCACACCUGGACUCAGGUUCUAAGAGGUGAAGACACCUGCUAAUUGUGCCUCGUUCAUAGACUCACUGCUAUCUGUCAAUAACUGCACAAAACUCCAGCGGUCUAGACACCCUCGUCAUACGUCUCAUAGCAUGGACACUAAUUAAGAACUGAUUACACCAAUAAAUAUUAUUUGGAUAAUAUUUAUCAAACUUGGUUGUGAUAUCCAGCACUAAUGAGAUAGUUAUGUCACCUCUAUGAAUCUCCCAGGACCCAGACACAAGUCACUCCCUUUGUGAGAAAGCAGGGCCUGCUACAAGACAUAAUUUGGACAGGGUUAACAUCUGAUUUGUCUCAUUGGGUCAGAGCAAAGGUUUUGGAAUGUUCUGUUGUUGUUUUGUUCAGGAGCUUUAGGUUUACUUUACUUGUUUGAAUAAGAUGGUUUUGUUAUUGUUCAUUAUGCCGACAGACUAGGAUUUGUUGGAUUUACCAAUUUCAGUAAUUUAAUAAGGGUAGUUUUAGUACAGUGUUUUUAAUUAAGGAAUUGUUUUUGUUCUUAACGAUCUGUAAGUAUAACAGUGAAUUUUAUUCAAUUAAAUGUAUGAGCAGCCUUC
Molecule: messenger RNA, 3039 nt
Organism: Oncorhynchus tshawytscha (Chinook salmon)
Lineage: Eukaryota; Metazoa; Chordata; Actinopteri; Salmoniformes; Salmonidae
Product: double-strand-break repair protein rad21 homolog
Exons: 13
Coding region: 793-2469 (558 amino acids)
Biological process (GO): synaptonemal complex assembly; mitotic sister chromatid cohesion; replication-born double-strand break repair via sister chromatid exchange
Cellular component (GO): synaptonemal complex; cohesin complex
Molecular function (GO): chromatin binding; protein binding
Source: RefSeq, a predicted model, not a curated record